Messenger RNA from Coregonus clupeaformis (lake whitefish), 3245 nucleotides. RefSeq names its product protein NLRC3. Gene Ontology annotation, molecular function: protein binding. Lineage: Eukaryota; Metazoa; Chordata; Actinopteri; Salmoniformes; Salmonidae. The record is from RefSeq and is a predicted model, not a curated record.
GGGACCACUGCCUCUAAAAUGAGUCUCUCUGGGGAGAGAGAGGAGGGGACCACUGCCUCUAAAAUGACUCAAGACACCAGUUCUAAGAGUGUCCAGAAGCCCAGAGCAGAGUCACCUGCCCCCAGCCUGCUAUCAAUGAAGAGUGAUCAGCUACCUGCUUUCAGCCAGGAACCAUUACCAGAUGACAAUAAGGAAGUGGAGAGUUUGGACAGUGAGGAUGCAUUAAAGAUCACACACAACCUUCUGGACAGAAGAAGUCAAACUCUUCUGACAGUCCAACAAGACAUUAAGGCUAAACUGAAACACAAGUAUCAACACAUAUCUGAAGGAAUUGGACACCAUGGAAACCAAAGUCUGUUAAAGGACAUCUACACAGAGCUCUACAUCACAGAGGGUGGAAGUGGAGGGGUCAAUAAUGAACAUGAGGUGAGACAGAUAGAGAUGGCAUCCAAGAAACAAACCACACAAGAGACACCAAUCAAAUGCAACGACAUCUUCAAGCCUUUACCUGGACAAGACAAACCUAUCAGAACUGUGCUGACAAAAGGAAUCGCUGGCAUUGGAAAAACAGUCUCUGUGCAGAAGGUCAUCCUUGACUGGGCAGAGGGAAAAGCAAAUCAGGACGUUCAUUUCAUGUUUCCUCUUCCUUUCCGUGAUCUGAACCUGAAAAAGGACCAAUACAGUCUGAUGCAACUUCUUUCCCACUACUUCUCAGAGCUGAAAGAGAUUGACAGCAUUGAAGAUGGGGAAACCAAAACUGUUUUCAUUUUUGAUGGUCUGGAUGAGUGUCGACUUCCUCUAGACUUCAAAAACAAUGAGAGGUGCUGUGAUGUCACGAAGCCAACCUCAGUGGACGUGCUGCUGACAAACCUCAUCAAGGGGAAUCUGCUUCCCUCUGCUCUCCUCUGGAUAACCUCACGGCCUGCAGCAGCCAAUCAGAUCCCUCCUGAGUGUGUUGACCAGGUGACAGAGGUACGAGGGUUCAAUGAUCCACAGAAGGAGGAGUACUUCAGGAAGAAAAUCACAGAUCAGAAUCUGGCCAAUGAAAUCAUCAAACACAUGAAGACAUCAAGGAGCCUCCACAUCAUGUGCCACAUGCCAGUCUUCUGUUGGAUAUCAGCCACUGUCCUUGAGAUGAUGCUGAAAGAGGCAGAGAAGGAUGAAGUCCCCAAAACUCUGACCCAGAUGUUCACACACUUCACGCACAUCCAAAUCAUUGUGAAGAACAAGAAGUACAACAAAGCCACAGAGACAAACCCAAAGGAACUGUCUCAGUCAGACAAAGAGAUGAUCCUGAAACUGGCAAAGCUGGCUUUCCAACAGCUGCAGAAGGGCAACCUGAUAUUCUAUGAGGAGGACCUGAGAGAGUGUGGCCUUGAUGUCACAGAGGCAUCAGAGUACUCAGCAUUGUGUACAGAGAUCUUUAAAGAAGAAUCUGGGCUGAACCAAGAGAAGGUCUACAGCUUUGUGCAUCUGAGCAUGCAGGAGUUUCUAGCAGCAGUGCAUGCUUUAGAAUCAUGUCUGGACAAGAAGGAAAAUGUUUUUUCCACCACUAGUGAGGAUGAAGAUGAGGAGUCAAUCCAGUUGUCUGACUUACACAGGAGAGCAGUGGACCAGGCCUUGAAGAGUGAGAAUGGACACCUGGACCUGUUCCUCCGCUUCCUUCUGGGUCUCUCACUGGAGUCCAAUCAGAAUCUGUUACGAGGCCUUCUGACACAGACAGGAAGUACAACACAGAGCAAUGAGGAAACAGUUGAGAGAACAGUCAGGUACCUUUCAGACAAGAUCAAAAGGGAAUCCUCACCACAAAGGAUCAUCAACUUGUUCCACUGUCUGAAUGAACUUGGUGCCAACUCUCUAGUUGAAGACAUGCAAACCUCCCUGCGAUCAGGAACUCUUUCAGAAACAGAGCUAGAACCUGACCAAUGUUCAGCCCUGGCCUACCUGUUACUGAUGUCAGAGGAGGUGCUGGAGGAGUUUGACCUGAAGACAUACACCACAUCAGAGACAGGUUAUCAGAGGUUGCUGCCGGUAGUGAAAACCUGCAAGAGAGCACUACUGGAUCGCUGUGAACUCACAUAUGAAUCCUGUGAGACUCUGGCUUCAGCUCUGCAGACACCAAACUCCCUGAGAGAACUGGACCUCAGCUACAAUGACCUGGGAGACAGAGGAGUGGAGCUGCUCUGUGUUGGACUAACCAGUCCACUCUGCAACAUACAGACACUAGUUCUAGGUCAGUGUGGUCUGACAGAGGGUUGCUGUUCAGAUCUGGCCUCAGUCCUGAGUUCACCCAACUCACAACUGAAACAACUGGAGCUGAGAGACAAUGACCUGCAGGACUCAGGAGUUACACUGCUGUCUGCUGGACUGGAGGAUCCAGACUGUAAACUACACACACUGGGGCUGUCUGGCUGUCUGGUCACAGAGGAGGGCGAGACUCUGCAGGGGGGACUGCUUUCAGCUGCUCUGGUGGAUCCCACAGAUAAACUGAUGAAGCUGAAUGUGGAUCAUGGUGGAGAGUUCAGGCUGAAAUCAGGGGUGAGGAAAUAUGCCUGUCAUCUCACCCUGGACCCAAAUACAGCAAACCCACACCUGAUACUGUCUGAGGGGAACAGGAAGGUGACACGGGUGGAGGAGAAGCAGCAUUAUGAAGACCAUCCAGACAGAUUUGACAGUCUUCCCCAAGUUCUCUGCAGAGAAGUCUUAUCUGGAUCUCGUUAUUACUGGGAGGUGGAGAAGGAUGGUGACUGGGCUGGCAUUGGUGUGGUGUACAAAGGAAUACAGAGGAAGGGAGAGGAUGACAGUUGUAUUGGAUACAAUAGGAAGUCCUGGGCUUUAUUAUGCUCUGACAGUGAAUAUGACUUUUACCAUUCUGCAGUCAUCAGAUCCAUCCCUGGUCCUGUUUCUAACAGAGUUGGAGUGUAUCUGGACUGGCCAGCUGGUACUUUGUCCUUCUAUAGUGUGUCCUCCUCUGGUACACUGACACACCUUUACACAGAACACACCACAUUCACUGAACCCCUCUAUCCUGGGGUUGGGUUUGGGAUUGGGGCUUUCUCCUCCUCCUCAGUGACCCUGUGUCAGAUAGAUGACCAACACAUUCAAAGGUGAGUCAUAGCAAUGUUUUAUCAUGUGUUUUCCUCUGGAAUCAUUCCUACAAUUAGAUUAGUAUUGGUGUGUUUUAAUGUGUUCUGUUGGACCUACAGACAGUUAGAUUAGUAGUAGUGGUGUGUUUUAAUGUGUUC